This is a messenger RNA of Schistocerca nitens (vagrant locust), 648 nucleotides long. Its product is annotated as translation initiation factor IF-2-like. Lineage: Eukaryota; Metazoa; Arthropoda; Insecta; Orthoptera; Acrididae. The transcript is spliced from 3 exons. Bases 1 to 648 code for a protein of 215 amino acids. The record is from RefSeq and is a predicted model, not a curated record.
AUGGCGGAGGCUCUCCAGUUGUUCAGUGCUCACCCGCUCUUGGGCGAUACCCACAAAGUUCACAGGUGGAGAGACAAUGGCACAAGCAUCAGACAAGCAGUCGGCAAUGCACCCGGCACCGGCAAAGCACCCGGCAACGGCAAAGCACCCGGCAACGGCAAAGCACCCGGCAACGGCAAAGCACCCGGCAACGGCAAAGCACCCGGCAACGGCAAAGCACCCGGCAACGGCAAAGCACCCGGCAACGGCAAAGCACCCGGCAACGGCAAAGCACCCGGCAACGGCAAAGCACCCGGCAACGGCAAAGCACCCGGCAACGGCAAAGCACCCGGCAACGGCAAAGCACCCGGCAACGGCAAAGCACCCGGCAACGGCAAAGCACCCGGCAACGGCAAAGCACCCGGCAACGGCAAAGCACCCGGCAACGGCAAAGCACCCGUCAACGGCAAAGCACCCGUCAACGGCAAAGCACCCGUCAACGGCAAAGCACCCGUCAACGGCAAAGCACCCGUCAACGGCAAAGCACCCGUCAACGGCAAAGCACCCGUCAACUAUGACUGCACCAGUGAAGACAUUGUAAAUGGGCCCAAUUUCAUGGCUUCUUCUGGUGAUGAGGGUGAAGUGAGCGAGACCACUGACACGGUCUAG